AUGGUGGGGCAUUACCUCCUCCUCCGGCCCAAAAGCCCCCCCCCCCGUCUGCAGCGACCGGCCUCGCUGAAAGAGCGCUGGAAGGCGGGGCUCAUGGGGGGGUUGGGGCAGAACGAGACUCACCGCCCUGGAAUACCGAGGCAAGCCGGGACGUCACUUGGUACCUCCACUCGCCCACCGGCAACGGCCCAGCGGCCAGGUCGAUUGGCCAAUGACGGCAUGCUGAUAUGGAGACACCCCCGCGUUGGUCGUUCCUGCGGCAAAAGAGUACCGCUUAACCAAGGCAUUUCGCCAGAGCAGGCGCCAUGGGUAGUUAUUGACAAGACACAGCAGCUUGUCAGUCAAACGAAACACAAUCACACCAUGAUGCGCCGCAUCGCAACAAAAGCCCCCCGCCGGGUCCCUCUUCUCAAGCCUAGGACGACGCCGAUUUCUGCUCCCUCGCUUGCCGCGCGCUGUCUAUCGACGACCCCCAAGAUGGCCAAGACGCCGGCCAACCCUUUCUCCGAUGUUCCGGCCGAUGCCUUCCAGCUCCUGUCUGAGGCCAACAAGGUUGGCGAAGCCGAGGAUGCUUUGUACGAAUCCCAAAUCAAGGAGGUCGAGGCAUGGUGGCGAUCCCCUCGCUACGAGGGCAUCAAGCGCCCUUACAGCGCAGCUGAUGUUGUCUCCAAGCGCGGGACCCAGCAGCAGACCUACACCAGCUCUCUGAUGGCCCGUAAACUCUUCAACCUCAUCAAAGAGCGCGGAGCGGAGGGCAAGCCCCUGCACACCAUGGGCGCCAUCGACCCCGUCCAGAUGACCCAGCAGGCUCCUCACCAGGAGGUCCUCUACAUCUCAGGCUGGGCUUGCUCCUCCCUCUUGACCUCGACCAACGAGGUGUCGCCCGACUUUGGCGACUACCCCUACAACACGGUGCCGAACCAGGUCCAGCGCCUGGCCAAAGCCCAGUCGAUGCACGACCGCAAGCAGUGGGACGCCCGUCGCAAGCUGACGCCUGAGCAGCGUGCCAAGGCGCCCUACACCGACUACCUCCGACCCAUCAUCGCCGACGGUGACACGGGCCACGGCGGUCUGUCGGCCGUCCUCAAGCUGGCCAAGCUGUUCGCCGAGAACGGCGCGGCGGCUGUGCACUUUGAGGAUCAGCUCCACGGCGGCAAGAAGUGUGGCCACCUCGCAGGCAAGGUUCUCGUGCCGGUGGGCGAGCACAUCAACCGCCUCAAUGCAGCGCGGUUCCAGUGGGAUGUCAUGGGCACCGAGAAUCUCGUCAUUGCCCGCACAGACUCGGAGAGCGGCAAGCUCAUCAGCAGCGCCAUUGACGUGCGCGACCACGAGUUCAUCCUCGGCGUGGCCGACCCUUCGAUCGAGCCCCUCGCGGAGACGCUCCAGGCCAUGGAGGCCCGCGGCCGCCAUCGGCAGCGAGAUUGA
Messenger RNA from Verticillium alfalfae VaMs.102, 1425 nucleotides. Its product is annotated as mitochondrial 2-methylisocitrate lyase. The transcript is spliced from 2 exons. Lineage: Eukaryota; Fungi; Ascomycota; Sordariomycetes; Glomerellales; Plectosphaerellaceae. Gene Ontology annotation, cellular component: mitochondrial matrix. Gene Ontology annotation, molecular function: methylisocitrate lyase activity; isocitrate lyase activity. The record is from RefSeq and is a predicted model, not a curated record. The coding region runs from base 1 to 1425 and encodes 474 amino acids.